AUAUGUAUACAUGGAAUCCACACCCCAAUUCAAAAUCCCUUUAACUAGAUGUCUAUUUGUUUAUGUUUAGACUCUGUUGCUUCCUGCUUUCUCCUCCAUUCAACAAAACCAAAGUUCAAACUCUUAUCAGCCUCAGUUUAUUAAAGCAAACCAUGUUGAUUUGAUCUUCAGAUCAAUCCAACCAUACUCUAUCUCGAGUUUCAACUUCAUGCGAAGUACUAAUAUGGUUUUGUUUUAUGCAAAGUUUUAAAAAAAGGACUGUCACCUCAAUUUCGGUCGCAACAUCAAGUAUUUGGAGUCUCUGCAACCACAAUUGCGACCGCAUUUACAUGCAGAUUUUCAUCACAUCAAGGAUUGCGGAAAAACAGCAAAAGCAACAGCAACCGCAAUUUAAAAACUUUGAUUUUAUGGUUUCACCUUGUAACGACGCACCCCAUGAAGCUUAUCCAUGCUUCAAGUUCUUGAAAUUAUGAACCCCCUUUGGUGAUGCUUUUUGAUGGAGUACUUGAAGGAAGUGGAAGGAAAAAGUGUGCAUGAUUAUAUUGAGGUAAACAUGGGAAAAAUGAGAAGGUCUAUAGUGGUGGCAGGACCAGUGAUAGUUGGUGGUGGUCCAUCAGGGCUUGCUGCAGCAGCAUGUCUUAAACAGAAAGGCAUUCCAAGCCUAAUACUUGAAAGAGCUGAUUGCAUAGCUUCAAUGUGGCAGCUCAAGACUUAUGAUCGCCUAUGCCUUCAUCUCCCUAAGCAAUUCUGCCAACUUCCUCUAAUGCCAUUCCCCCAAAACUUUCCCUCUUAUCCAACCAAACAACAAUUCUUGGCCUACUUGAAGGCCUAUGCUCACCAUUUUGACAUAAAACCAGCUUUAAGCAAGACUGUGGUAAGUGCCAAAUUUGAUCAUAGAUGUGCCUGUUGGAGGGUGAAGACUCAAGGUUUCAAAAAGGAGGAGACAGAAUAUGUUACUCAGUGGCUCAUAGUAGCUACUGGAGAGAAUGCUGAGGAGAUUGUGCCCCAAAUUGAAGGAAUGACUGAGUUUGAAGGGCCUAUCUUACACACUAGCUCAUAUAAGAGUGGUAGCAUGUUUUGUGGGAAGAAUGUUUUGGUGGUUGGAUGUGGAAAUUCAGGCAUGGAGGUUUGUUUAGAUCUUUGCAACCAUAAUGCUCGUCCAUCCCUUGUGGUCAGAGAUACGGUGCAUAUCUUGCCCCAGCAGAUGUUUGGGAAAUCAACUUUUGGUUUAUCUAUGAGCUUGCUCAAAUGGUUCCCCAUACGUAUCGUGGAUAAAUUUUUACUUCUAAUGUCACAUCUCAUUCUGGGAGACACAGCUCAAUUUGGACUUAAUCGUCCCAAAAUUGGACCUCUAGAGUUUAAGAACUUGUACGGCAAGACCCCAGUUUUGGAUGUUGGGACACUUGCUCACAUAAAAGGUGGAAAAAUUAAGGUGUGCCGCGGAAUUAAACAACUAGCAAAGCAUAAAGUGGAGUUCGUAGAUGGAAAAACAGAGAAUUUCGAUGUCAUCAUUCUGGCAACUGGUUACAAAAGCAAUGUACCCACUUGGUUGAAGGACAGUGACAUGUUUUGUGAGAAGGAUGGAUUGCCCCGGAAAGCUUUCUCAAAUGGAUGGAAAGGUGAAAAUGGCCUCUAUGCCGUGGGUUUCACUAAACGUGGCCUGCUUGGUCUAUCUAUUGAUGCAAACAGGAUUGCUGAAGAUAUUCAACAUCGCUGGAAAGCUGUUAACAGCCCGCGUGUGUAGGAGUUGAUGGACUUUAGGAUAUAUAAAGGAAUAUUACCGAGUGGAUCAACUACUUUAAAUACUCAAAAAAAAAAAAAAACACUGUUUGUUCGUAUUAAAUCGAUCCAACUCGAUUAAAAUUGUCUCAGAUAGUUAGACAAAGAAUGAUAUCCAACGUAAUGUCUUGUGCAUGGGAUGCAUGUUUCAUUCAAAUAUUACACCUACUAUUCUUAAUCUACAUGUUAUUCUUACUUUAAAAAAUUACGUAAAUUUGUUUUACGUUUUUUGUGUCAACUACACGAUAUUCUUAAAAACAACAAAGCAAAGAACAUGCAAGAGAAUCUAGUGUAAUUUUAAAUUAAGGAGGGUCUAGAUG
Messenger RNA from Cajanus cajan (pigeon pea), 2099 nucleotides. Its product is annotated as indole-3-pyruvate monooxygenase YUCCA2. Gene Ontology annotation, biological process: auxin biosynthetic process. Gene Ontology annotation, molecular function: flavin adenine dinucleotide binding; N,N-dimethylaniline monooxygenase activity; NADP binding. Lineage: Eukaryota; Viridiplantae; Streptophyta; Magnoliopsida; Fabales; Fabaceae. The record is from RefSeq and is a predicted model, not a curated record.